Oryzias melastigma (Indian medaka) is the source of this 4689-nucleotide messenger RNA. RefSeq names its product PPARG related coactivator 1 (gene pprc1). Gene Ontology annotation, biological process: positive regulation of transcription by RNA polymerase II. NCBI's taxonomy places the organism in Eukaryota, Metazoa, Chordata, Actinopteri, Beloniformes, Adrianichthyidae. The record is from RefSeq and is a predicted model, not a curated record. The coding region runs from base 534 to 4349 and encodes 1271 amino acids. Gene Ontology annotation, molecular function: RNA binding; transcription factor binding. Gene Ontology annotation, cellular component: nucleus. The transcript has 14 exons.
UACAUUUUGGUCGGAGAUUUGGAAGAACUUCUCAUUACAAAAUUGAAAGUAAACAUCUGAAUUCACAUUUUUUUUUUUUUUUUACAAUUCAACUGUUUGUUAUUUGGGGGACAAUUCACAUUCACAAGUGCAAAUGGGCCAAUUCACAAACUUGCUUAAUGUUUUCCAUCUGGACAUAAAAUCAUGUACCAAAACCAUUGAGCACAUGGAAAAUAUGAAAAGGAAAAGAACAUUUUAAAAGAGCUGCAUUGUUUAAUUUUUUUGUCUUCCUUUAUUCUAUUUUAUAUAUCUAUUUUAAUGUAAGCGUCUGGAUUGUAAAUAUUAACUGUUAAUCUGUUUUCUUGAUCUUGUGUAUUAUAUUUUGUUUUUAAUAAAGUUUUGAAGGGGGAAAAAACAGAAACGUGGGGACGUCAGUCGGCGUCGGCGUCAGUUUACGUCAUUUUGCCGGGAAUGUUGGACCACGUGUCUCCUGCCGGCUGUAAUUCACUACUCCUCAUUCUGAAACAUAUCGGGGCGGGGAGUGGGCUCGUAAGAUGGCGGCGCGGUGGAGAACAGGCGAGGAAACUUUAACAGCGUGCAAUAUGGACCUUUCUCCAUUAGAAACACUAGACGAGACGGACAGACUCAUCUCAGGAGGAGGUCUGGAUUCCCUUCAAGGCUGUUUAGAUCCCUCCAUUCUUUCCAUCUUUGAAGACACGCCAACAGUAGAGACUAAAGACGAGGAGAGUGAGACGAUGCUGCUGACGGCUUUAACAGAGAUUCUCGAUAAUGUUGAAGAUGAGAACCUGUCGCCCUUUGACACACUACCUGACUCAGAGCUGCUGUCUAAUCAGAAGGGCAGAGAACACUCUCCGCUCAGGAGAAUGCUGUAUCUGUCUAGCUCUCCUCAAGAGACGGAUUCAAUGAAUAUUGCACGACCUUUGUCAACUGGAAAGAGUUUACCCAGAAUGCAGGGGAAUUUCAUCCAGAGGAGUGAUGGGGAGGAAGAGGAGGAUAGCUCAAUUAAUUUAAGCCCCAACUCGUCAACGAACUGCGACUUGCCAGACUGGGAGGGGCUGACUCUCCCACUUCCCAUAACUUUUCAGCAGGGAACUGAAGGCGACCAUCCGCCAUUUAGUCUUGGAGACUUUGUCAGACACAUGCAUCCCUACUGUAUGACGAUAUGUGUGGAGAAUGAGCAGGGGGAGCACAUGUUACCAGAAGGAGGAAUAUUGCUUGAGGUCGUAGACAAGGGAGAAAAUGGAGAACCUAUUCUCGCCAUCCCAAACAUAGAGCUUCCAAUCUCAGUCCCCCUAAAGGAGGCGUCCUCAGAAAAGGAGCAGAGAGUUUCAGUUGAAGCUGAAGAGGAUCUCACUGACAGUUCGGAGCAUAUCGUCGUUGAUGACGAAGACGAUGUAAGGCCUUGCAAGGAGGGUCCUCUGGAUUUCAUCUGUCCGGUUCCACGAGUCUCCAAUAUGAAGGAUGAGAUUGCAUCGAAAAAAGAAGUAAAAACCAAAAAUCCAACACGGAGGAAAAAGAAACCAGACAAAAAUCCCAAACCUGCAGAAGGACGGGUCCUCAGAAGCGGCACAGUCUGUAAAACGACCAGAGAAUCACUGAAAAAAGCUAAAAAGCUUUCUGCCAAGGAAGAGAAGAACCCCAAAAUUUCAGAGGUUCCUCCGUCUGUAGCCAGUGAAGUCCCUAAAGAAAUAAAACCUAGUCAAACUGAAACAAAGGGAAAGACCACUGCAAUAGAAGUGUCUGAAUGUAAUGUGGCACCACUUUCACCAGAACAGGAAGAAGUUUUAAACAGUGCUGCUGAGAAAAAACAGUCCUCCGCUACUCCAGCAGCAGUAAAUAUCCCAGAACAGCCGGUCACAGCUGCUGUGGAGACGGAAGGUUCAACAGUUCCACCCUCUGGGGCUUCUUCAGAGAACCCCAUACCUGCUUCCAACACAGAACCUGCUAGCAUAACCGCACCAGUGCCAGAGCCCAAACCCAAAUCCCUCAGUCUGGAAGAGUACAGACGCCUCAGACAGCAGAGGAAGCCCACCCCGGUGGAAGUCCAAGACAACAACAGCACCAAAUGGCCCAGCCUUCCUGAGCCUCCCAAAGAGCUCCCCCCCAUCCCCUGCCUGCUUCAGUCCAACCCCAAAGACCCACGACGUCCCGGCCCACAGGCGGUGAAGAAAGACGUGGAAGAAGUCAGACCUGCUUGGCAGCCAAGAGGACCAGGCGCACCGCCCACACCUGAAGCCCUAUUGGUUCCACCGGCAUACAUGAUGUCUUCAACCAGCAAAGUUGCAGCAUCUACUCCUAAAGCCCAGAAAACACAGGAUGUUUUACCCCAAAUGCCUUCUCCUCCAGCCCCCAGCUCGGUUAAGAAUUUAACCCAAACCCCUGUCCAGCCUGAAGUACCUUCUGUGCCUCAGAGUGCAGCACCUCCAGCUUCUGUAGAGGUUAUCUCCCAGAUUAAAUUUUCAAAAGAUGGAACACAUUCUCCUAUUCCUUCACAGAGAAGUGACUCUGUUGAACCAACUCCUAAGAUCACACAGACUCAUCCCACCACCAUCAAUGAAACCAUGCAGGUUGCAUCCAAGAAUCCAUCAAAGAAGCCACUUGAGAUCACAGCUUUAACCAGCUCUGAUGGAAAAUCUACAAGACUUCCUGCCACCAGUCCCCAAACUUCUUCAGGUCUUUCAAAGCCGCAGGGCGUGGCUCCAGGGAUCCAACAACAUAAAGACAAACGCACUACAGCAAUCCUCCAAAAAGCAAACAAGUCCACCCAGGAGUUAAUUGAGGCGUUUACAAGUGAAAUAGGAAUUGAAGCUGCUGAUCUGACCAGUUUACUGGAGCAGUUUGAAGAAACUCAAGCCAAAGAGGAGCAAUGUGUACCGGAGGUCUGUGGUAGAGCAGCAGCUGUAGGAAACUCGAGCAUUGAAGCUCCAGAGAAAACCGUUGUGGAGCGUGUAAGAGCUAAUGACUUCUCCAGCAUUGCAGCUCUGACCCCUCCAGCCACUCCCCCUCACCAAAUGUGGAAACCUUUGGCGCCUGUGGCUCUUCUCAAAGUAGAGGGAAAGGCUGGAGAAGGACCCAAACUCAGCCCCUCUAAAGUUAUCCAGAUAGAGCCGCAGCCUCUGCCGUCAGCGCGGUCCCACAGCAAACUGGCCUCUCCAGCUGCUGCCGCGGUUCCCUCUUACCUCGCCUGCAUGGAUCACGACUACUGCCUUCCCAGCAAAGGCACUUCCUCAUGGGAGCAAGGAAAACGCUGGAAUGUCAAACAGCAGUCCUCUAUCGUCAUUAAGACCAUUAAGGAACAUGCUCCUUCACAAAUGACUCAAUGCUCCCUGCCACCAACAAAUACUGUGCUUCCAACCAAACCUCAAGAUACCCCACAGGCUGAGCAUCCAGAACAGAAGACCAACCAUGGGUCAGAUGGAGACUCUAUUCUGGAGACUCCUGCUCCUUCACCUUCUCAGCUGGAAACUGAAACUACUUAUAAGGUCAGGAGCCCAAAGAGACGGCAGUCAGAGAGGAGGAUCUACCGUCAACGUGCUGCUUCUCGCACACCCAGCCCCAGAUAUAGUCGCAAAGAAAGACCCAGUCGCAGAUCAGAGAAAAGGUCUCGCUGCUCUCCUAGCCCUACGUCUACCAGCUCAGACUCCUGCUCCUCUAGGUCUAGAUCUCUGUCUAGAUCCUGCUCUCCUGCAAAGAAACGUUACCGCGACUCUGAUAGCCACUCUAGAUCGUCGUCCCGCUCCUCCUCUCGGUCUUCUUGCUCUAUGUCUCCCUCCCCUCCCAGGAGGAGAAGAUACUCCUAUUCAUCCUCUCGAUCUGGCUCCUGGAGUCGCUCCAGGUCCCGGUCUCGGUCCCCUCAGAAGCAAACACAGUGGAAUAGAAGCAGAAGAUUGUACAGCCCCACAUACAGACCCAGAUACAGUCACGGUACAAAGGCUACUGCAGACGAAAUGAAGAGGCGCAAGGAGAAAGCCAUUGAAGAGCGACGGAUUGUUUACGUUGGACGAAUCCGUGGAACAAUGACUCAGAAAGAACUCAGGGAUCGCUUCUCUGUAUUUGGCCGGAUUGAGGAAUGUACCCUGCACUUUAGAGAUCAUGGGGACAACUACGGGUUUGUGACUUUUUUUGACACCAAGGAUGCUUUUUCAGCCAUUGAGAAUGGAAGCAAGCUGCGCAACCCUGACGAGCUGCCGUUUGAUCUCUGUUUUGGUGGAAGAAGACAGUUUUGUCAAAGCAGCUAUGCUGAUUUAGAUUCAAGCAGAGAGUAUGAGCCAUUGCCAACAAAGCGCAAGUUGAAUGCACUAGACUUUGACACUUUAUUGAAGCAGGCUCAGCAGAAUCUGAGGAGGUAACGGGACGCCUGCAGGAAGAAGCAGUCGAGACUUACCUCAGAAUCCAUGGGUGGAUCCACAUCUACAACACUUUACAUUUUGCUUCAUGCCUUCAUUUGUUUGUUGUUUUGUUUUGGAAAGCUAACCCCUUCUAUUGAAGUGAAAAUUUAUAAAGAAACUGGUAAAAGCAUGGAAAAAAAUGAAAAAGCAAAAUAUUUUUUUUAUUAUUUAAAUGUACAAUCGUGGAAAGAAUUGUAUGGAAUGAAUUGAUUAAAAGGUUAAUCUCUCUAAUUUACCUAAUUUGCAAAAUUAUGUGACACAUUAAAAUGUCCCAGAGGUCUAAAUAAAAUGUUUUAUCAAA